GGAUUCUCAUUCUCAGUCGUCGUCUAGGGUUUCGAAAUGACAACGGAUUAUAAAGGUAACGGUCAAAACGACUCCGCUCGUUCUUCUCAGUCGUCACUGACAUCGACGGAGGAAACAACCACCAAUUCUCUUCAUCUCCCGCAUCUUCCGUUCGAUCUGGUCGUAGAAAUACUGUGCAGACUCCCCGUCAAACACCUCCUUCAACUCCGCUGCCUCUGUAAAUCAUGGAAUUCUCUUAUAUCCGGAGAUUCCAAGUUCGCCAAGAAGCACCUCCGCUUGUCAACCUCUAACCAGGAACGCCACCACCUCAUCGGAAUCCCUAAGUCCACAAAGGAGUUGGUUCUAUGUCAUUCUCCAAUCUCCUCUAUCUUCUGCUCCGCAUCAACUACUUGUGUCGAACUGUUCAGCUACUCUCUAGGAGAUAUUCUUAUCAAAGGUGGAGCUUCCACUUGUGAUGGCAUCAUAUGUUUUAGGAUAGGUAAUUCUCUUGCUCUUUUGUGUAACCCUUUCAUUAAAAAAUUCAAAAUAUUGCCUCCUUUGAAAUUUCCACCGCAAGUAUUUACCAUAUAUACAAUAGUGUAUGAUCGUUUCACCAAUAAUUAUAAGAUUAUUGCUGUUGACACGCCUAGGAGAAAAGUAAAUGUCAAUGUUCAUACUUUGGGUACUGAUUACUGGAGAAGGAUUUCGGGCUUCCCAGGUUCUGACCUCAUUCCUAUGCCUAGACCAGGAAUAUUUGUGAAUGACUCUGUUAAUUGGUUGGCAUUGGAUGAUGUUCGUUUCGCAUCGAUCAUUGUUUCUCUUGAUUUGGAGAAAGAGUCCUAUCAAAAGCUUCCUUUGCCUUCAUUGCCUGCCUUUUAUAUGCAAUUCACAACUUCUUUUAGGACCUUAGGGACAUUGAGGGGUUGUUUGUCCCUCCUCUUUGACAGAAGGGACAGGUUUUCUGAUGUUUGGAUUAUGAAGGAAUAUGGAAAUGAAAAGUCUUGGACUAAAUUAUUAACUGUUCCUCCCAUGGAAGAACCUGGUUUUUAUGGCUUUACUAUGGCAUUAUAUAUUUCAAAGGAUGACCAAGUGUUGAUGGAGUUUCUCAAGAAGAAGAAAUAUAGUUUGGUUGUUUAUGAUUCCAUAAAUAAUACUUUUAACAUUCCUAAAUUUCAAAACAACAACCAUGGUGAAAUGGUGGCACAAGAAGUCUAUAUUGAGAGCUUGAUAUCACCUUUGUAGAUGUUGUGCUAUGUGACCUCGUGUAGAGGCUCAAAUGCAGCCUAUAGAUUACUGAUUACUAUUGGCGACUGCAUGGGUUACUCUUAAUUUAUGUUGUAUGGAACGUGCCACUUAUGAAAUUGUUGCUAUGUUAUUUUUCAUUUAUUUGUUAGUUAGAGCGGUCGGUUUUGUCGCCGCACAUUA
Lathyrus oleraceus (garden pea) is the source of this 1404-nucleotide messenger RNA. RefSeq names its product F-box/kelch-repeat protein At3g23880-like. The record is from RefSeq and is a predicted model, not a curated record. NCBI's taxonomy places the organism in Eukaryota, Viridiplantae, Streptophyta, Magnoliopsida, Fabales, Fabaceae. Bases 37 to 1221 code for a protein of 394 amino acids. Gene Ontology annotation, molecular function: protein binding. The transcript has a single exon.